AUGCGCGGCGUCUCCCUCCUAGCUAAAAGAGGGCGCAUAGAUCAAUUGGGACUUCGGAGAGGUUACAUUUGUUGCCAAUGUAGAGCUAUUCAGCUCAGCUCCUCUCCCACUACCGGGUCCCCUCGCCUCGGGGGAGAUGUCUUCGGCACGUCUAUUGAUGUCUCUAAAGAUGUUGCGGAUGCUAGAUUCGAAGUGUUAGGGACACCAUAUUCCCUCCUCUCGGUGUCUCUGUCGGCUUCGCAAAGGCUGUACACACGUCGCGGAACAUUAGUCGCAGUGUCGGGUAAAGCGCAAAAUGCGCAAUCGACUCUCUCCCUACUCUCACCUUUUACGCGAGCCGUCACCGGCGUCCCCUUCCUCUACCAACGCAUAUCCUCUACAACUCCGCUCACGGCAUUAAUAUCUACGAAGUCGCCUACAACCACAUUUUCCGUACUACACCUUGAUGGGACAACAGAUUGGAUGGUGGCGCAAAGAUCGGCUCUUCUUGCGUGGACUGGGCAUUCGCUGAACGUAACUCCCCGAAUCCAAUAUCGACUCCCAAUCGCCCACUGGGGCUCGUCCGAGUUGACCGGCCGGGGACUUGCUGCAUUAUCUGCACCAGGACACAUAUAUCAACUUACUUUGGCAGAAGAGGAGGAAUUUGUAGUUCACCCCUCGAACGUGGUAGCUUAUACGGUCACCAAGCACCCGCCUUUGCCCUUUAGAUUCAAGAGCUCCGGCAUUAGAUUCCAGGUACCUUCGAUUACGACAUGGCUAGGGGAUACCAAGUUCCUCAAGACAAUGCGCGGGUCCGAAACUUACAAGUUUCUCUCCCGAGUCUUAUUUGGUCUCCGCACGACAGCGAGACGUACGAUAUGGGGCGAUAGGCUAUUCUUGCAAUUCCGGGGCCCAACCACGAUACUCAUGUCGAGUAGAGGCGCUCGAAUUAGCGACGUACUCACAAAUGCAGACGUCAAUGAGCUUGCCGACGCCCCUAUGGGAGAGGUCCCUGCUACCGUAGAGUUGGUAACGAAGCCGAAGCCCGACGUCACACCGAAGACGAAUGAUGCGGCGGAGGUCAAGAUACAUGUGGCGAGUGUUGGACAAGACGGGAAGGUCUCGUUUGCCGACGCCAAAAACCUGAAAGAUUUUGAGAAGUCAUGA
This is a messenger RNA of Daldinia childiae, 1146 nucleotides long. RefSeq names its product Altered inheritance of mitochondria protein 24, mitochondrial. NCBI's taxonomy places the organism in Eukaryota, Fungi, Ascomycota, Sordariomycetes, Xylariales, Hypoxylaceae. The coding region runs from base 1 to 1146 and encodes 381 amino acids. The transcript is spliced from 3 exons. The record is from RefSeq and is a predicted model, not a curated record. Gene Ontology annotation, cellular component: mitochondrial inner membrane. Gene Ontology annotation, biological process: inner mitochondrial membrane organization.